Molecule: messenger RNA, 3110 nt
Organism: Chinchilla lanigera (long-tailed chinchilla)
Lineage: Eukaryota; Metazoa; Chordata; Mammalia; Rodentia; Chinchillidae
Product: up-regulator of cell proliferation
Molecular function (GO): GTP binding
Source: RefSeq, a predicted model, not a curated record
GUUACACUGAAAUCAUCCCACACAUGGAAUGCGGCCUGUCCCCCGGAAGGAAGAGCUCAGGCUGGGGAAGGAGCCAUGCCAAGCUCAGGGGAGGAGCCACAGGCUGCAGUGGGAUAGAAGUGGAAUUACUGGCCAAAGGGCACUCAGACUUGGGAGAAGCAGCCCCAGAAAUAAAAGCAUCAGAGAGAAGAGCAACCGUGGCGAUUGCAGAUUUGGAAUGGAGAGAAAUGGAAGGAGAUGACUGUGGGUUCCAUUAUGGAGAUGGUACGAAUGAGGCUCAGGACAAUGACUUCCCCACAGUGGAGAGAAGCAGGCUGCAGGAAAUGCUGUCCUUGUUGGGACUGGAGGCCUACCAGGGGCAGAGGCUCAGCCUGCAGGACUCCCUGCAGAUCAGUUUUGACAGCAUGAAGAACUGGGCCCCUCAGGUUCCCAAGGACCUGCCCUGGCAUUUCCUCAGGAAGCUGCAGGCCCUCAAUGCCGAAGCCAGGAAUACCACCAUGGUGCUGGACAUGCCUGCAGAUGCCCGGCCGGUGGAGAAGGAGAGUCAGAUGGAGGAGGAGAUGAUCUACUGGGACCCAGCCGAGGACAUUGCUGCUGACGACAUCUACUCCUUCUCGGAGCUGCCCACGCCCGACACGCCAGUGAACCCCCUGGACCUCCUGUGCGCCCUCCUGCUCUCCUCAGACAACUUUCUGCAGCAAGAGAUCAUCCUGAAGAUGUCCCUCUGCCAGUUUGCACUUCCACUUGUGUUGCCAGACUCAGAAAACCACUACCAUACCUUCCUGCUGUGGGCCCUGCGGGGCGUUAUGCGGACGUGGUGGUCCCAGACGCCACGGGGCCUGGGAAGCUUCCGAGAGGACAGUGUGGUCCUGUCCAGGGUGCCCACCUUUGCCUUUGUGCGCAUGGAUGUGAGCAGCAACUCCAAGUCCCAGCUGCUCAACGCCAUCCUCAGUCCGGGCCGCCGGCAGUGGGACUGCUUCUGGCACCGGGACCUCAGUUUGGGCACCAACCCCCGGGAGAUCGCAGAUGGCUUGGUAGAGAUUUCCUGGUUUUUCCCCAGUGGCAAGGAGGACCUGGACGUUUUCCCAGAGCCCGUGGCCUUUUUGAACCUGAGGGGCGACAUUGGCUCUCACUGGCUGCAGUUUAAGCUCCUGACAGAAAUCUCCUCGGCUGUAUUUAUCCUGACUGACAACAUCAGUAAGAAGGAGUACAAACUCCUGUGCUCCAUGAAGGAGUCAACUACAAAGUACUAUUUCAUCUUGAGUCCCUAUCGGGGGAAGCGGAACACAAACCUGCGCUUCCUGAACAGACUGACCCCCGUGCUGAAGAUAGACCACUCUCACGUCCUGGUGAAGGUCAGCAGCACCGACAGCGAGGGCUUCGUGAAGAGGCUGCGCGCCAUCGUGGGCAGCGUGGCAAGGGGACCCUGCAGGAGGGUGUCGGUGGAGGACAUGGCGCACGCAGCCCGCAAACUGGGCCUCCGCAUCGAUGAGGACUGCGAGGAGUGUCAGAAGGCGAAGGACCGGAUGGAGAGAAUCACCAGGAAGAUCAGGGACGUGGAUGCCUACCGGCGGGAAGAGCUGCGGCUGCAGGGCGACCUGGGGCGGAAGGCCGCGCAGGUGGAGAGGGAGUUCUGCCAGCUCCAGUGGGCCCCGGAGCCGCCCGAGAAGCACCGUGGAGAGCUGAGGCGGCGGCUGCUGGAGCUCCGGAUGCAGCAGAGUGCCCAGGAGCCCUCCACAGGGCUGCAGGACUUCAUCGUGGGCAUCAGCAGCCCUUCCGCGGGUGAGCGGCAGUACUUCCUGAGGUGGAUGGAGUGGGGGCUGGCUCGGGUGGGCCAGCCGAGGCUGAGGCAGCCCCCAGAAUCCCUCCUUGCACUGAGGCCGAAGCUUGGAGGGGCCUCAGACUUCAGCGAGCCACUCUGGCCAGAGCCCCUGGGCGUGGAGCACUUCCUACGGGAGAUGGGGCAGUUCUAUGAGGCCGAGAGCUGCCUAGUGGAGGCCGGCAGGCUGCCAGCUGGCCAGAGGCGCUUCGCUCACUUCCCAGGCCUGGCUGCUGAGCUGCUGCUGGCGGGACUGCCCCUGGAGCUGGUUGACGGGGGCACCCUGAGCAUCCCAGUGCGCUGGGUCACGGGGCUGCUCAAGGAGCUGCACACCCGCCUGGACAGGAGGUCUCGGCUGGUGGUCCUGUCUGCCCUGGGGGUGCCGGGAACAGGAAAAUCCACACUUCUCAACACCAUGUUUGGCCUGCGGUUUGCCACGGGGAGGAGCUGCAGUCCCCGGGGGGCCUUCAUGCAGCUCAUCACUGUGGCCGAAGGCUUCAGCCAGGACCUGGGCUGUGACCACAUCCUGGCCAUUGACUCUGGGGCACUGAUCAGUGGGGCCUUGGCCUCGGCAGGGGACAGGUUUGAGCUGGAGGCUUCCUUAGCCACUCUGCUCAUGGGGCUGAGCAACGUCACUGUGGUCAGUUUAGCUGAAACAAGGGACAUUCCAUCAGCGAUUCUCCAUGCAUUUCUGAGGUUGGAAAAAACAGGGCACAUGCCCAACUGUCAGUUUGUAUACCAGAGCCUUCAUGAUGUGCCUGCCCCCAGCCCCAAGCCGAGAGAGAGGAGGCAGCUCCUGGAUCCACCCGGCGACCUGAGCAGAGCUGCCGCCCAAAUGGAAAAGCAGAGUGGUGGCUUCCGGACGCUGGCGGGCCUGGCCUUCUGCGACCCCGAGAGGCAGCAUGUCUGGCACGUUCCAGGCCUGUGGCAUGGAGCCCCGCCCAUGGCUGCUGUGAGCUUGGGGUACAGCGAGGCCAUUUUUGAAUUGAAGAGAUGCCUGCUAGAAAACAUCAGGAAUGGCUUGUCCAACCAAAACAAAAACAUACAGCAGCUCAUUGAGCUCCUCCCUGAUCCUUGCCCAGGAAGCGUUCAUCAAUCACCCUGUCAUGCCCUAGCACUUUGUCAUACUUCUGCCUCAGCACUUCAUGGCGCAUUGUCACUCGUGUGUUUACUGUCUGCCCCAGACUGUGAGUCCUCGAGGGCAGUGACUGAACACCAUUCAGCUCUGUGUCCCCAGGGCCCGACACACUAUAAGCGCUUAAUAAAUGUUUGUUGAAUGAAUGAAAUCUCA